Mesocestoides corti is the source of this 237-nucleotide messenger RNA. Lineage: Eukaryota; Metazoa; Platyhelminthes; Cestoda; Cyclophyllidea; Mesocestoididae. The record is from the annotation of a GenBank genome assembly.
AUGGUGGGGAGGUUAUCUACAAGUCAGAGAGACAGCGGUCGAGAGACUAAGCGUGAUUCCACCACUGUCGCCGCAACUGCACUAGGAAGAGCGAACUUUUGCGGUCUCCUGUGGCGCGGCGUGCUGCAGCAUGACGUUCGCCACGACGCUGCUGUCCGAAUCCACCCUCUCGAGUUGAGGAAUCACGCGAUCAACGCCGGGGUAGAACGCCUGGUCGCUUUCUGCCUAGUUGAAUGA